Molecule: messenger RNA, 542 nt
Organism: Anopheles maculipalpis
Lineage: Eukaryota; Metazoa; Arthropoda; Insecta; Diptera; Culicidae
Gene: lin-28
Product: protein lin-28 homolog
Exons: 4
Coding region: 1-531 (176 amino acids)
Molecular function (GO): nucleic acid binding; zinc ion binding
Source: RefSeq, a predicted model, not a curated record
AUGGCGAGACCGAGCGGACCAUUCCAUUUGGGCGAUGUGCCUGACGGUGCGGUGCAUCAUCCCUCCGGAGCACCGUCACCAGAGGAACCAGCAGCGCGGACAGAAGAUCAUGAAGAACUGGUGGGACCACGAAGAGGACGCUGUAAAUGGUUUAACGUCGUAAAAGGCUGGGGCUUCAUAACGCCCGAUGACGGAGGGCAGGAAGUGUUUGUGCAUCAGAGCGUAAUACAGAUGGGAGGCUUUCGUUCGCUUGGCGAAAACGAAGAGGUUGAGUUUGAGUCUAAGCUAACGGGGAAAGGAUACGAAGCGAUCAGCGUAUACGGCCCAUCGCACGCCGAAUGCAAGGGAAGCGACUUCCGGCCGUACAGCAAAAAGCGAAGAUUCCGCAAAGUGAGAUGCUACAAUUGUGGCGAGUUUGCCAACCAUAUAGCAUCGAAAUGUGCGCUCGGACCACUGCCAAAGCGUUGCCAUAACUGUAGAAGCGAGGACCAUCUAAUAGCGGACUGCCCAACGAAACCUCCAGCAAAAUGAAUCUUCCUAGG